GUUGGUGCAGAGCCGCGUCUGGUGCUGCAGCCCCGGCUGCGUCCCGCCCUCCCCCCCGCCGCUGCCCUGGCCAGAUGAGCUACGAGCCCUGUGGCUUCCGCACGCCCUGGCCGGGGUACCGGAGCGUCCGCUCCACCUGCUGCUCCUCCCGGUCUGCCCUGCACCGGCCGCCGCUGGCCCCCGCCCCCGCCCAGCGCUCGGGCCGCUCCGCCUCCCUGGAGAAGCUGGAGCUGUCCCAGGUGAGCAGCCUGAACGCGGAGCUGCUGGGGCUGCGGGCCCAGGAGAAGCAGCAGCUGGCCGAGCUCAACGACCGCUUCGCCGCCUACAGCGAGAAGGUGCGUCGGCUGGAGCAGCGGAACAGGGCGCUGCUGGUGGAGCUGGAGGCGCUGCGCCAGAAGCCGCAGGACCCCUGGCGCCUGCACCGGCAGGAGCUGCGCAGCCUGCAGGGCCGGCUGGCGGCUGAGGCCGGCGAGAAGAGGCGCAUGGAGGCCCGCCGGGAGCAGCUGCGCGACGCCCGCCGGCAGCUGCAGGAGCGCUGCGGGGAGGAGGCGCGGCUGCGGCGGCAGGCCGAGGAGACGCUGCAGAAGGGGCGGGAGGGGGCCAGGCAGGCCGCGCUGGCGAACCGCGACGUGGAGGGCAGCGCCGGCUCGCUGCUGCGGGAGGCCUCCUUCCUCCGCAAGGCCUUUGGGCAGGAGAGGGCCGAGCUGUCGGCCCAGGUGGCGGCGGCCAGGCUGCCGGUGGCGGCGAGGCGGGCGGGAGCCAAGCCCGAGCUGGCGGCCGCGCUGCGGGAGAUCCGAGCGCAGUACGAGGCGCUGGCCGGCCGGAACAGGCAGGCGGCCGAAGGCUGCUACCGCCCCAGGCUCGCCUCGGCGGCCGAGCUCGCCAGCAAGAGCAGCCAGGCGGUGAGCUCCAUGCGGGAGGAGGCGGCCGAAUACCGGCGCCAGCUGCAGACCCGCUCGGCCGAGCUCCAGGCCCUGCGCAGGGUCGUCGACUCCCUCAACAAGCAGCUGCAGAGCGCGGAGGACAGGCGGAGCAGCGAGGUGGCCACGUACCAGGAGUGUGUGGCCGACCUGGAGCAGAAGAUCAGGGAGGCCAAGCAGGAGAUGGCGCGGUACCUGCGUGAGUACCAGGACCUGCUCAAUGUCAAGAUGGCGCUGGACAUCGAGAUCGCCGCCUACAGGAAACUGCUGGAGGGGGAAGAGAUCCGCCUGAGCUACUCAUCUCCCCUGUGAUCAGCAGGGGUCCCUGCAGCAGGAGUGCAGCCCCCAGUCACCCCCACGUUCUCUGCACCCCCUGCUGCCCUUUCCCUUCACACCCCUUUGCCCCCAGUGCUGAGGGAGCCAAGCAGCUGCCCCCCAGGGCCAUUCACCAGCAGCCAGGGCCGUGCUGCCAGGCAUCUGUGAGCCCCAUCUCAUGGGGCAACAAGGCCAAGGGGCUGCAGCCAAUCUCUGCCAUGGCCCGGCAAGGGCAGGCUCCAGACCCCCCCGUCACCAGUGCAGGGAGAGGCCAGGAGUGUCCUGGACUCCAGCCACUCCCUUCCCCUCCCAGCGCUGUGCUGAACACUGGCCAGGCCCCGCUGGACAAGGCCUCUUGGGUGUGUCCUCAGGAGCCCAGCACCCACUCCAGGUACCUCUUGGCCCCAGCAGGACUCCUGGGGCUGUUGCCCUCUUGUUGCUGCCUGAGGCUGAGCUGCCUCCUACCCAAGUGACUUCCCCUGGGCACCGGGAGUUGAACCGCAAGUGGCACGUGCCCUCUCCGGAUCCCAGAGGGCGAAACUGCAAGUGAUGUCUCCCCGCAGAGCUGCUCACCCUGGCUGUGCUGAGGGAGAACGGCAGCAGGGCGCAGGCAGCACUGGCAUGCCAACAGGGAGGGCUGCCCCAGGCUGCACCCCCCAGGAGGUGGCAGGUCAGACCAGCAUGCACUCCCUGCUGUAAAGGGGCAAACAGCACAGGGAGGGACAGCAGUGGGCAAGCAGGGAGAGCUGUACCCCAUUCCCCUGGCCCUGCUGUGACCCCCCCCGAGCUGCCUCCCACCAUUGGGUGCCCCCUGCACAGAGGGGAGAUCCCACAGAGCUGGGAGCCAGCCCAGCCUCUCUUGAAAGGGGCACUCACAGCCACCACAGGGCCCAGUCCAGCUCUCCCAGGAACUUCCCCCGGGGAGCCCCCAUGCAGGCGGAGGUGGUGUGGGGCUAAUACAGCAGAGCUGCCUACAGGGGUGCUGUGCUGAUCAGUCAGUGGGGGGCCAGCACAGACCCUUCAUCUCUCCCAAUCAUUGCACCAGCCACCCUUUCUGCGCAGCGCCUGGGCCAGCCUGGCACUGCCACGUUGCCUGUGCCUGCGUGGGAAGCGCCUCAAUAAAAGCCCCAUGGCAUUAACC
Messenger RNA from Dermochelys coriacea (leatherback sea turtle), 2376 nucleotides. Its product is annotated as neurofilament light polypeptide-like. Gene Ontology annotation, biological process: neurofilament bundle assembly. The record is from RefSeq and is a predicted model, not a curated record. Lineage: Eukaryota; Metazoa; Chordata; Testudines; Dermochelyidae. Bases 75 to 1232 code for a protein of 385 amino acids. Gene Ontology annotation, cellular component: axon; postsynaptic intermediate filament cytoskeleton; intermediate filament. The transcript has 3 exons. Gene Ontology annotation, molecular function: structural constituent of postsynaptic intermediate filament cytoskeleton.